Molecule: messenger RNA, 5304 nt
Organism: Trematomus bernacchii (emerald rockcod)
Lineage: Eukaryota; Metazoa; Chordata; Actinopteri; Perciformes; Nototheniidae
Gene: psd2
Product: pleckstrin and Sec7 domain containing 2
Biological process (GO): regulation of ARF protein signal transduction
Molecular function (GO): guanyl-nucleotide exchange factor activity
Source: RefSeq, a predicted model, not a curated record
AUCUCUAGCUGGGGUGGACAGCCGCCCCCCGCCCCAAAGUGAAGAGCAACAUGACCCAGGAGGGGCAGGCUCUGCCCUCUCCCACCCCACCAGAGAGCCCAGUGGAGCCCGAUACAGCCACCAGGACCCCCCCCACAGAGACCCAGGACACGCUGAGGGUAGCAGAGAAGGACGAGAUAGAGGAGGGGAGAGGAGAAGAGAUCAGAGAGGGAGAGGGGGAGACACAUGGGGAUGUACAAGGGAGGGAAGAAGUAAAGGGUGAAGUAGCAGAGGGUAAGUUAAAAGAGGAGAGGGUAGAUCAACAAACAGAUGGAGGGGGGGAGGAAGAGAGGGAAGGGACGAGAGCAGAAGGGUAUGUAAAUGUGGAGGUGAGCUCAACGAGGGAGGAGGCCACACAUGAGGAGGAGGAGAUGAAAGAAGACGAGGAGGGGAAGGAAAAGGAAGAGAUGCAACCGUCUACAGAGGAGGAGGAGACCCCCCCUCAACAAGCUGGGGGACUCGCAAAUGGCAUAGGUGGUAAUGAAGAAGACGAUGAAGCGGGAGAGGAAGAGGAGGAGGGAGGAGAGGAAGGGGGGACUCACUUGGACACUUUUAGCGCUAACUUUGAGACGACUGUAGAACAGGCCGACACAGAGGUGGAGGAAGAGGAGGAGGAGGAGGAGGAGGAGGUCCAGAGAGAGGGAAACCAGGACAGUUUCAGCUCAGUGUUUGAGCACAUCGUCGAGCAGGUGGACGCUCAGGAUGAAGAGGAAGAUGAGGAGUUAGAGGAGGAGGGGGAGAAGGGGAGGGUUGACAACAAAGACGGCUUCAGCUCCACCUUCGAGCGCAUCGUGGAGUCGGCCCUGCUGAGGGGCGGGACUUGCUACAGCAGCCUGGACUCUCUGGACGUGCUGUCGCUCACGGACGAGACGGACAGCUGCGUCAGCUUCGAGGCGCCACUGACGCCGCUCAUCCAACAGAGGUCGCUGUUACAGGGGCCCGAACCCCUGGAGCUGGAGCUGGAGACCGUCCAGGAGCAGGAGGGGGCCGAGGCCGGGCUGGACUCCCCGGGCGAGGGGGAGAACGCCUUCCCUGGAGCUGGAGUGGGAGGGAGCCCCCUGAGGACCACCAUACCUGGGAGCAGGUCAGAGUUUGUGCUGAGUCAGUCCGGACGCUGGACCAUCCCUAAUGGAUACCACUCUGACUACCAGAGAGGAUGUGGAGCCAUGAUCAACUCUGUCAGCGAUGCCAACCUCACAGACGUGCUGUCGGACUCAGAGGAGUGCGAUCUGGGCAGUCUGGAGCGUUUGGAGCGCGGCAGCACCGACACGCUGGCCAAUGGAUGCCGAGCCGACUGUGAGGCCGCCAAGAGGCUCGCCAAGCGCCUCUACCACCUCGAGGGCUUCAAACGCUGCGACGUGGCCAGACACCUGGGCAAGAAUAAUGAGUUCAGCCAGUUGGUGGCGUCGGAGUACCUGAGCUUCUUUGAUUUCUCCGGCCUGUCCCUGGAUCGAGCCCUGAGGAACUUCUUAAAGGCAUUCCCCCUGAUGGGAGAGACCCAGGAGAGAGAGCGGAUCCUCGUGCAUUUCUCCAGACGCUUCUGCAACUGCAACCCUCAGACGCUCUCCUCUGAAGGUCACAGACAGCAGGAGGCUGACUGGGAUGAUGAAGAUGAUGAUGGAGCUCACACAUUAACCUGCGCCCUCAUGCUACUCAACACCGAUCUACACGGACAUAACAUCGGGAAGAAGAUGUCCUGCCCGCAGUUUAUCAGUAAUCUAGAUGGCCUCAACAGUGGCAAAGACUACCCUAAAGACUUGUUAAAGAUCUUGUAUAACUCCAUCAAGAAUGAGAAGCUGGAGUGGGCAGUGGAGGAGGAGGAGCUGAGGAAGAGUCUGUCGGAGCUGGUGGAGGAGCACUGCGAGGGCGGGAGCAAGCGUGUUGCCAGGGUAACGGACGGCCAUAAUCCUUUCAUCGCCAUCCCCGUUCAGCUUAACGCCGUCACCUACAAACACGGGGUGCUGACCCGCAAGAGCCACGCCGACAUGGACGGCAAACGCACCCCGAGGGGUCGCCGCGGCUGGAAGAAGUUCUAUGCGGUGCUGAAAGGGAUGAUCCUGUAUCUCCAGAAGGAUGAGUAUAAGCCUGACGCAGACAUUUCCGAGGUGGACCUGAAGAACGCCGUGCGGAUCCACCACGCUUUGGCCACCCGGGCCACCGACUACAGCAAGAGAGCCAACGUGAUGAAGCUCAAAACCUCCGACUGGAGAGUCUUCCUGCUGCACGCCUCGAGUGAGGAGGAGAUGAUGUCUUGGAUCUUCAGGAUAAACCUGGUGGCGGCGCUCUUCUCCGCUCCCGCCUUCCCCGCCGCCAUCGGCUCCAUGAAGAAAUUCUGCCGGCCCAUCCUACCGUCUUCAUCCACCAGACUCAAACAGGAGGAGCAGCUGCUGAGUCACGAGAACAAGAUGAAGCAGAUGAGCCUGGAGCUGGAGGAGCACCGGAAAAACUCAGUCGACCCCAAAAGCCGCGAGUGGGAGGAGUAUCGGCUCAAAGAGCACUACCUCACGUACGAGAAGUCCCGCUAUGAGACGUACAUCAGCCUCCUGCAGGCCAAACUCCGCGCGGAGACGGACGACCUUGAGAAGAUCGAGGCCAGCGUGAUGGGGGGCCUGAUCAUGGAGGGUGGGCUGUCCGGUCGGGAGUGUCACCUCCGCAAGACGCAGUCCUCCCCGUCCAUCAGCCAGGCCCAGGGGGGGCUGAACGGGAGGACUGCCCCGGGACAGAGGAGCUGAGGGGAGGAAGGACCAGGGCAACGAAACAAACACCCUCCGACUUCUUACUGGCUGUUUCCUGUUAGUGUUUCUGUGUUGGGCCCCUCCUGUAGGACAGCAGCAGGAGACAUGACCCCCCCCCCCCCUCCAGAAUUGAUCCACCCGGUGAUUCUGUCCUUGAGCAAUAGAUGGAGAAGAGCCCGUGCUCAACAAGUGACCCUGCCAAACCUCAGUCCUUUGAACUCUUAUUAUUAUUAUUAUUGCACAUCGACAUGAUCAUUAACUGUGAUCACUAUUUAUAAUGACAUCAUCAGUAUUAUUUCCCAACUCAGAGCUAGUUGUGUUUUCUAGUUGUGAGUAAUUUAUAAUGUAUUAGUUAAAGGCUGCAAAGAAGGAGGUUUCAGACGGACAUGGUACUACUGUUAGCAUUUAGGCCUUUUUUUUCUUUUUUCGCCACUCGUGUUGACGCACCUAGCCACCUCGCAGGCGUGUGUACGGACCAUACAUAAUGGGUGGUGUGUGAAAAUGCAGCAUAUCCAUCCCAAAAAAACUCUUGAAAGAACUUCUCAGAAGGAUUGAGUCCCUGCCAUGUAUAGCAUAUUUAUUUAUUUAUUGAAUUCUCCGCCCCGGGGAAGGGUUUACACACCGAGCAUGCGCGCUCUUUCCUUCCCCAUCCUGACAUUCGUACAGUUGAAAAUUGUAGAGGAGCUGUGUUUGCUCAUAAGCUGCUCCGCCAGAGGAACUAGAGGUUGAGUGGCCUUACUCAAGGGCACCUUGACACAAGAUGUUGAGGGAUUUAGUGAGUGUUAGUCACAGUGAGCUGUGAUUUUAAAGCUGCCGCCCACCCCCAGAUACUGACAUGCCUUCAAUUAUUCUCCUACAAGUCUUUGAACUGAAUGAAAGCGCUGUGCCAUGUUCUGUUUAUCCCGCAAACUACUCCUGUUGUAAUCACGACAAAAUAUGGAAGUAAAGGGCAGAGCAGGAGGGUGUGGGCGGGAGUGGAUCAACUGUGUGUGUGUGUUGGCUCUUUUCAAGCAGUUCCUUGUUGAGAUUUGAGUGCUGACGCCAACAGGAAGAUGUUUUCCUUUCAGACUUAUUUAUUGUUUGGUGAGAAAAAAUCCAACGGCCUUCUGCUGAAUGAGACUGCCGUAAUAGUCCAGGCUCUCAAAAGCAUCUCAUUCAUCACAGAGGCAGACAUCAUCCUUUUGACAAAGUCUCUACCUUGACUUCUUAAAAUAAUACUUUCUCUCUCAUGGCUCCACGAAGAAUCAUUAAGGGCGAAAAGUCUUGAUGAAUUACAGUUAAAAGGGACCAUUUGAGCAAAAUGAUCCGAAAUCAUUCAUUUAGAAACUCUUGCAGUGUCAUUUAUGCUCACUACUUCCGAAACACACACCUUUUCACUAAAACAUUACUUUAUAAACAGUUCUGCAUAAACAGUGUUGCAGAAGUGUAUAUAAUAGUAAGGUUUUCAUUUAUAAAUGUACGUACAUUGGAAACAAAUCGAACCAAUCAUGUUACAAAAUGGUUUCUUUUAUAAAAUAGACAUGUCAUAGCUUGCUUGGCCUCAUUUUGAGCAUUUACUGGUGUAUUGAAGAUGUUUUUGUGAAAGCAGGCCCCGGCCGUUCUUACAGAGAGACAGCUGAUUGGAGAGUGUAGCAGGCAGGACUGCUCCAGCUUAACGUGCUUAAACCUGUCGGAGCACCGGACUGGAGAACAGCAGCAAAACAAGUAGCCAUCAAAAACUCCUCCACAUGGGGAAAAGUUGUUCUAAGAAGAAGACACACUGCUUUGGGUUUUCUAAGUAAGACUCACCAAGUAAAAACACCCCGCGCACAUUUAUCCAAACAGGAACACAAUACAUUAAGCUUGUUUCUCAUGGAAGGAGGAAGUGGUGGCGGUACCGCUGAUUUGAGCACCUGACUUACUCGAUCCACACACACCUUUUCCUCUUUCUUAUGGGAUUUGCGUAUGACACAGAACUGUAGAUCAGCGAGCUUAGUGCCCUCGCUCAGCCUCGGCGUGGCACAGAAGCAUGUUGACACAAGCAAAGUGGUGGAUAUGGACAGGAAGUGAUAUCUUUGGCUCUGCACACAGCGCUUCUGUUGCUUCGUAUAUCAUAUUAAUAGUGGCUGAUGGAUCUGGGAUCCUUUUCAGGACUUGGCUGGAAUCCUGGAGCCGGAUCCUUGUACAGAACAAAAAGUCUGAGGUGUAGUUUUCAGAGAGGAAAGUCAUUUUAUAAAGCUGUACUGUUAGGAUGAAUAACCGCUUUCUUACAGGGAGACUUCCCCCCUAUAGUCACUUUGGCUGUCGUGCUAACCAUUGUUUCCCAAUGUUCUAGGGUAGGCCUGUGCUGUAAUAUAGGAUUGUGACGAAAAAAAUAUUUGUUGAUUGUUAUGUUUUAUAAAAAAAUGACAACUUCGGCACCUUGAUGUCAGCAUUGGAUCUGUCUUUUUGUUUGUAUAUCGGAAACUGUUUUUGACACGAUGCUUAUACUAUGUAAAGGACAUAUUUACUGAAUAUUUAGUCUGUGCUUCAUAAAGUAAGCUUUUAUACA